GAGUACAAUUUUGGAGAUAUCAUUUAUCACACAACGGAUGGGCUGGGAGGUUGUAUCACGGGCAGAUGUUCAGUCAAUGAAACUAUUGAGAGGACUUUUAGACCUUGUGAAACGACUCCUGUCCCAACAACCACAUCCAUCCUGACCACAACGCAGACAUUAACACCAACCCCGACAACAGUUUUUGUCUUCAGCACCCCAGAAUACACUUCACCUGAAACUAAAAAAGAAACAACAACAACUCAUGAAGAUUUAUCCACAUCAAGCAAGCCAGAACAAUUUACAAGUGAACAUUUAAGCCAACCAACAACUGAAGUUAUUAUAACUGCUUCUACAACAGAAAUUAAACAUUCAACUGAAAAACUGAUAUUAGUAACAUCAAUGUCUUCAACAUCAUCAGCUGGAUCAUCAACACUGUCCUUAACCACGACAGGACACAAAACAACAGAAGCUGAAAGCUCUACAGAGGCACCAAAAACAAGCAGGUUAACAACAACAUCAGAAACUUCAAUUGCACCCAUUACAAAAACCUUUGCAACGAUCACUGGUAAGGUGCUUACAACGCUUCAGACCACUGGUGAAGAAACCACUGAGUUUGAAUUUACUACAGCUCAGACACCCUUGUUCACCACCACCAGAAAACCAAAAGAGGGGACAACUGGCCUAACAAGCCAACCAACGACCACAGCAACAACCACUUUAGAAGAGGUAACAGGCACAUCAUCUGAAACAUCAACAAGCACAGCCCUGCCAGUGUCACAAACUUCAUUGCCAGUAGUUACAUCCACACAGCCAACAACCCAGACAAAGACAACUGCUGUACCAGUAACUACCCUUGUGUACACAACGAGUGUAGAAUCAUCCACUGGGUCUGAGGUUACCACUCAGGGUCUUUCUUCAACAACAAAACCAUUUAGAGCUGAAACUACUCUUUCAACCACCACACCAGUCGUCCCAUCCACUACUGUUAUUCCCGAAGAAGGAAGCACCACUGCCCAACCAUCUACAGAAUCAUCAACUCCAAGCGUAGUCUCCACAACUUCAAAAUCAUCUACAGCGACUCAAACCACUGGACAACUAGCUACAACUGAGACUGUAACUGAGAAUGAAUUGAGCACAGCUCAGACACCUUUGUCCACCACCACCAGAAAACCAAAAGAGGGGACUACUGGCCUAACAAGCCAACCAACGACCACAGCAACAACCACUUUAGAAGAGGUAACAGGCACAUCAUCUGAAACAUCAACAAGCACAGCCCUGCCAGUGUCACAAACUUCAUUGCCAGUCGUUACAUCCACACAGCCAACAACCCAGACAGAGACAACUGCUGUACCAGUAACUACCCUUGUGUACACAACGAGUGUAGAAUCAUCCACUGGGUCUGAGGUUACCACUCAGGGUCUUUCUUCAACAACAAAACCAUUUAGAGCUGAAACUACUCUUUCAACCACCACACCAGUCGUCCCAUCCACUACUGUUAUUCCCGAAGAAGGAAGCACCACUGCCCAACCAUCUACAGAAUCAUCAACUCCAAGCGUAGUCUCCACAACUUCAAAAUCAUCUACCACGACUCAAACCACUGGACAACUAACUACAACUGAGAUUGUAACUGAGAAUGAAUUGAGCACAGCUCAGACACCUUUGUCCACCACCACCAGAAAACCAAAAGAGGGGACAACUGGCCUAACAAGCCAACCAACGACCACAGCAACAACCACUUUAGAAGAGGUAACAGGCACAUCAUCUGAAACAUCAACAAGCACAGCCCUGCCAGUGUCACAAACUUCAUUGCCAGUCGUUACAUCCACACAGCCAACAACCCAGACAAAGACAACUGCUGUACCAGUAACUACCCUUGUGUACACAACGAGUGUAGAAGCAUCCACUGGGUCUGAGGUUACCACUCAGGGUCUUUCUUCAACAACAAAACCAUUUAGAGCUGAAACUACUCUUUCAACCACCACACCAGUCAUCCCAUCCACUACUGUUAUUCCCGAAGAAGGAAGCACCACUGCCCAACCAUCUACAGAAUCAUCAACUCCAAGCGUAGUCUCCACAACUUCAAAAUCAUCUACAGCGACUCAAACCACUGGACAACUAACUACAACUGAGAUUGUAACUGAGAAUGAAUUGAGCACAGCUCAGACACCUUUGUCCACCACAACCAGAAAACCAAAAGAGGGGACAACUGGCCUAACAAGCCAACCAACGACCACAGCAACAACCACUUUAGAAGAGGUAACAGGCACAUCAUCUGAAACAUCAACAAGCACAGCCCUGCCAGUGUCACAAACUUCAUUGCCAGUCGUUACAUCCACACAGCCAACAACCCAUACAGAGACAACUGCUGUACCAGUAACUACCCUUGUGUACACAACGAGUGUAGAAUCAUCCACUGGGUCUGAGGUUACCACUCAGGGUCUUUCUUCAACAACAAAACCAAUUAGAGCUGAAACUACUCUUUCAACCACCACACCAGUCGUCCCAUCCACUACUGUUAUUCCCGAAGAAGGAAGCACCACUGCCCAACCAUCUACAGAAUCAUCAGCUCCAAGCGUAGUCUCCACAACUUCAAAAUCAUCUACAGCGACUCAAACCACUGGACAACUAACUACAACUGAGACUGUAACUGAGAAUGAAUUGACCACAGCUCAGACACCUUUGUUCACCACCACCAGAAAACCAAAAGAGGGGACAACUGGCCUAACAAGCCAACCAACGACCACAGCAACAACCACUUUAGAAGAGGUAACAGGCACAUCAUCUGAAACAUCAACAAGCACAGCCCUGCCAGUGUCACAAACUUCAUUGCCAGUCGUUACAUCCACACAGCCAACAACCCAGACAGAGACAACUGCUGUACCAGUAACUACCCUUGUGUACACAACGAGUGUAGAAUCAUCCACUGGGUCUGAGGUUACCACUCAGGGUCUUUCUUCAACAACAAAACCAAUUAGAGCUGAAACUACUCUUUCAACCACCACACCAGUCGUCCCAUCCACUACUGUUAUUCCCGAAGAAGGAAGCACCUCUGCCCAACCAUCUACAGAAUCAUCAGCUCCAAGCGUAGUCUCCACAACUUCAAAAUCAUCUACAGCGACUCAAACCACUGGACAACUAACUACAACUGAGACUGUAACUGAGAAUGAAUUGACCACAGCUCAGACACCUUUGUUCACCACCACCAGAAAACCAAAAGAGGGGACAACUGGCCUAACAAGCCAACCAACGACCACAGCAACAACCACUUUAGAAGAGGUAACAGGCACAUCAUCUGAAACAUCAACAAGCACAGCCCUGCCAGUGUCACAAACUUCAUUGCCAGUCGUUACAUCCACACAGCCAACAACCCAGACAGAGACAACUGCUGUACCAGUAACUACCCUUGUGUACACAACGAGUGUAGAAUCAUCCACUGGGUCUGAGGUUACCACUCAGGGUCUUUCUUCAACAACAAAACCAUUUAGAGCUGAAACUACUCUUUCAACCACCACACCAGUCGUCCCAUCCACUACUGUUAUUCCCGAAGAAGGAAGCACCACUGCCCAACCAUCUACAGAAUCAUCAGCUCCAAGCGUAGUCUCCACAACUUCAAAAUCAUCUACAGCGACUCAAACCACUGGACAACUAACUACAACUGAGACUGUAACUGAGAAUGAAUUGACCACAGCUCAGACACCUUUGUUCACCACCACCAGAAAACCAAAAGAGGGGACAACUGGCCUAACAAGCCAACCAACGACCACAGCAACAACCACUUUAGAAGAGGUAACAGGCACAUCAUCUGAAACAUCAACAAGCACAGCCCUGCCAGUGUCACAAACUUCAUUGCCAGUCGUUACAUCCACACAGCCAACAACCCAGACAGAGACAACUGCUGUACCAGUAACUACCCUUGUGUACACAACGAGUGUAGAAUCAUCCACUGGGUCUGAGGUUACCACUCAGGGUAUUUCUUCAACAACAAAACCAUUUAGAGCUGAAACUACUCUUUCAACCACCACACCAGUCGUCCCAUCCACUACUGUUAUUCCCGAAGAAGGAAGCACCACUGCCCAACCAUAUACAGAAUCAUCAGCUCCAAGCGUAGUCUCCACAACUUCAAAAUCAUCUACAGCGACUCAAACCACUGGACAACUAACUACAACUGAGAUUGUAACUGAGAAUGAAUUGACCACAGCUCAGACACCUUUGUCCACCACCACCAGAAAACCAAAAGAGGGGACAACUGGCCUAACAAGCCAACCAACGACCACAGCAACAACCACUUUAGAAGAGGUAACAGGCACAUCAUCUGAAACAUCAACAAGCACAGCCCUGCCAGUGUCACAAACUUCAUUGCCAGUCGUUACAUCCACACAGCCAACAACCCAGACAGAGACAACUGCUGUACCAGUAACUACCCUUGUGUUCACAACGAGUGUAGAAUCAUCCACUGGGUCUGAGGUUACCACUCAGGGUCUUUCUUCAACAACAAAACCAAUUAGAGCUGAAACUACUCUUUCAACCACCACACCAGUCGUCCCAUCCACUACUGUUAUUCCCGAAGAAGGAAGCACCACUGCCCAACCAUCUACAGAAUCAUCAGCUCCAAGCGUAGUCUCCACAACUUCAAAAUCAUCUACAGCGACUCAAACCACUGGACAACUAACUACAACUGAGACUGUAACUGAGAAUGAAUUGACCACAGCUCAGACACCUUUGUUCACCACCACCAGAAAACCAAAAGAGGGGACAACUGGCCUAACAAGCCAACCAACGACCACAGCAACAACCACUUUAGAAGAGGUAACAGGCACAUCAUCUGAAACAUCAACAAGCUCAGCCCUGCCAGUGUCACAAACUUCAUUGCCAGUCGUUACAUCCACACAGCCAACAACCCAGACAGAGACAACUGCUGUACCAGUAACUACCCUUGUGUACACAACGAGUGUAGAAUCAUCCACUGGGUCUGAGGUUACCACUCAGGGUCUUUCUUCAACAACAAAACCAUUUAGAGCUGAAACUACUCUUUCAACCACCACACCAGUCGUCCCAUCCACUACUGUUAUUCCCGAAGAAGGAAGCACCACUGCCCAACCAUCUACAGAAUCAUCAGCUCCAAGCGUAGUCUCCACAACUUCAAAAUCAUCUACAGCGACUCAAACCAUUGGACAACUAACUACAACUGAGACUGUAACUGAGAAUGAAUUGACCACAGCUCAGACACCUUUGUUCACCACCACCAGAAAACCAAAAGAGGGGACAACUGGCCUAACAAGCCAACCAACGACCACAGCAACAACCACUUUAGAAGAGGUAACAGGCACAUCAUCUGAAACAUCAACAAGCACAGCCCUGCCAGUGUCACAAACUUCAUUGCCAGUCGUUACAUCCACACAGCCAACAACCCAGACAGAGACAACUGCUGUACCAGUAACUACCCUUGUGUACACAACGAGUGUAGAAUCAUCCACUGGGUCUGAGGUUACCACUCAGGGUCUUUCUUCAACAACAAAACCAUUUAGAGCUGAAACUACUCUUUCAACCACCACACCAGUCGUCCCAUCCACUACUGUUAUUCCCGAAGAAGGAAGCACCACUGCCCAACCAUCUACAGAAUCAUCAGCUCCAAGCAUAGUCUCCACAACUUCAAAAUCAUCUACAGCGACUCAAACCACUGGACAACUAACUACAACUGAGAUUGUAACUGAGAAUGAAUUGACCACAGCUCAGACACCUUUGUCCACCACCACCAGAAAACCAAAAGAGGGGACAACUGGCCUAACAAGCCAACCAACGACCACAGCAACAACCACUUUAGAAGAGGUAACAGGCACAUCAUCUGAAACAUCAACAAGCACAGCCCUGCCAGUGUCACAAACUUCAUUGCCAGUCGUUACAUCCACACAGCCAACAACCCAGACAGAGACAACUGCUGUACCAGUAACUACCCUUGUGUACACAACGAGUGUAGAAUCAUCCACUGGGUCUGAGGUUACCACUCAGGGUCUUUCUUCAACAACAAAACCAAUUAGAGCUGAAACUACUCUUUCAACCACCACACCAGUCGUCCCAUCCACUACUGUUAUUCCCGAAGAAGGAAGCACCACUGCCCAACCAUCUACAGAAUCAUCAGCUCCAAGCGUAGUCUCCACAACUUCAAAAUCAUCUACAGCGACUCAAACCACUGGACAACUAACUACAACUGAGACUGUAACUGAGAAUGAAUUGACCACAGCUCAGACACCUUUGUUCACCACCACCAGAAAACCAAAAGAGGGGACAACUGGCCUAACAAGCCAACCAACGACCACAGCAACAACCACUUUAGAAGAGGUAACAGGCACAUCAUCUGAAACAUCAACAAGCACAGCCCUGCCAGUGUCACAAACUUCAUUGCCAGUCGUUACAUCCACACAGCCAACAACCCAGACAGAGACAACUGCUGUACCAGUAACUACCCUUGUGUACACAACGAGUGUAGAAUCAUCCACUGGGUCUGAGGUUACCACUCAGGGUCUUUCUUCAACAACAAAACCAUUUAGAGCUGAAACUACUCUUUCAACCACCACACCAGUCGUCCCAUCCACUACUGUUAUUCCCGAAGAAGGAAGCACCACUGCCCAACCAUCUACAGAAUCAUCAGCUCCAAGCGUAGUCUCCACAACUUCAAAAUCAUCUACAGCGACUCAAACCACUGGACAACUAACUACAACUGAGACUGUAACUGAGAAUGAAUUGACCACAGCUCAGACACCUUUGUUCACCACCACCAGAAAACCAAAAGAGGGGACAACUGGCCUAACAAGCCAACCAACGACCACAGCAACAACCACUUUAGAAGAGGUAACAGGCACAUCAUCUGAAACAUCAACAAGCACAGCCCUGCCAGUGUCACAAACUUCAUUGCCAGUCGUUACAUCCACACAGCCAACAACCCAGACAGAGACAACUGCUGUACCAGUAACUACCCUUGUGUACACAACGAGUGUAGAAUCAUCCACUGGGUCUGAGGUUACCACUCAGGGUCUUUCUUCAACAACAAAACCAUUUAGAGCUGAAACUACUCUUUCAACCACCACACCAGUCGUCCCAUCCACUACUGUUAUUCCCGAAGAAGGAAGCACCACUGCCCAACCAUCUACAGAAUCAUCAGCUCCAAGCGUAGUCUCCACAACUUCAAAAUCAUCUACAGCGACUCAAACCACUGGACAACUAACUACAACUGAGACUGUAACUGAGAAUGAAUUGACCACAGCUCAGACACCUUUGUUCACCACCACCAGAAAACCAAAAGAGGGGACAACUGGCCUAACAAGCCAACCAACGACCACAGCAACAACCACUUUAGAAGAGGUAACAGGCACAUCAUCUGAAACAUCAACAAGCACAGCCCUGCCAGUGUCACAAACUUCAUUGCCAGUCGUUACAUCCACACAGCCAACAACCCAGACAGAGACAACUGCUGUACCAGUAACUACCCUUGUGUACACAACGAGUGUAGAAUCAUCCACUGGGUCUGAGGUUACCACUCAGGGUCUUUCUUCAACAACAAAACCAUUUAGAGCUGAAACUACUCUUUCAACCACCACACCAGUCGUCCCAUCCACUACUGUUAUUCCCGAAGAAGGAAGCACCACUGCCCAACCAUCUACAGAAUCAUCAGCUCCAAGCGUAGUCUCCACAACUUCAAAAUCAUCUACAGCGACUCAAACCACUGGACAACUAACUACAACUGAGAUUGUAACUGAGAAUGAAUUGAGCACAGCUCAGACACCUUUGUCCACCACCACCAGAAAACCAAAAGAGGGGACAACUGGCCUAACAAGCCAACCAACGACCACAGCAACAACCACUUUAGAAGAGGUAACAGGCACAUCAUCUGAAACAUCAACAAGCACAGCCCUGCCAGUGUCACAAACUUCAUUGCCAGUCGUUACAUCCACACAGCCAACAACCCAGACAGAGACAACUGCUGUACCAGUAACUACCCUUGUGUACACAACGAGUGUAGAAUCAUCCACUGGGUCUGAGGUUACCACUCAGGGUCUUUCUUCAACAACAAAACCAAUUAGAGCUGAAACUACUCUUUCAACCACCACACCAGUCGUCCCAUCCACUACUGUUAUUCCCGAAGAAGGAAGCACCACUGCCCAACCAUCUACAGAAUCAUCAGCUCCAAGCGUAGUCUCCACAACUUCAAAAUCAUCUACAGCGACUCAAACCACUGGACAACUAACUACAACUGAGACUGUAACUGAGAAUGAAUUGACCACAGCUCAGACACCUUUGUUCACCACCACCAGAAAACCAAAAGAGGGGACAACUGGCCUAACAAGCCAACCAACAACCACAGCAACAACCACUUUAGAAGAGGUAACAGGCACAUCAUCUGAAACAUCAACAAGCACAGCCCUGCCAGUGUCACAAACUUCAUUGCCAGUCGUUACAUCCACACAGCCAACAACCCAGACAGAGACAACUGCUGUACCAGUAACUACCCUUGUGUACACAACGAGUGUAGAAUCAUUCACUGGGUCUGAGGUUACCACUCAGGGUCUUUCUUCAACAACAAAACCAUUUAGAGCUGAAACUACUCUUUCAACCACCACACCAGUCGUCCCAUCCACUACUGUUAUUCCCGAAGAAGGAAGCACCACUGCCCAACCAUCUACAGAAUCAUCAGCUCCAAGCGUAGUCUCCACAACUUCAAAAUCAUCUACAGCGACUCAAACCACUGGACAACUAACUACAACUGAGAUUGUAACUGAGAAUGAAUUGAGCACAGCUCAGACACCUUUGUCCACCACCACCAGAAAACCAAAAGAGGGGACAACUGGCCUAACAAGCCAACCAACGACCACAGCAACAACCACUUUAGAAGAGGUAACAGGCACAUCAUCUGAAACAUCAACAAGCACAGCCCUGCCAGUGUCACAAACUUCAUUGCCAGUCGUUACAUCCACACAGCCAACAACCCAGACAGAGACAACUGCUGUACCAGUAACUACCCUUGUGUACACAACGAGUGUAGAAGCAUCCACUGGGUCUGAGGUUACCACUCAGGGUCUUUCUUCAACAACAAAACCAUUUAGAGCUGAAACUACUCUUUCAACCACCACACCAGUCAUCCCAUCCACUACUGUUAUUCCCGAAGAAGGAAGCACCACUGCCCAACCAUCUACAGAAUCAUCAACUCCAAGCGUAGUCUCCACAACUUCAAAAUCAUCUACAGCGACUCAAACCACUGGACAACUAACUACAACUGAGAUUGUAACUGAGAAUGAAUUGAGCACAGCUCAGACACCUUUGUCCACCACCACCAGAAAACCAAAAGAGGGGACAACUGGCCUAACAAGCCAACCAACGACCACAGCAACAACCACUUUAGAAGAGGUAACAGGCACAUCAUCUGAAACAUCAACAAGCACAGCCCUGCCAGUGUCACAAACUUCAUUGCCAGUCGUUACAUCCACACAGCCAACAACCCAGACAGAGACAACUGCUGUACCAGUAACUACCCUUGUGUACACAACGAGUGUAGAAUCAUCCACUGGGUCUGAGGUUACCACUCAGGGUCUUUCUUCAACAACAAAACCAUUUAGAGCUGAAACUACUCUUUCAACCACCACACCAGUCGUCCCAUCCACUACUGUUAUUCCCGAAGAAGGAAGCACCACUGCCCAACCAUCUACAGAAUCAUCAGCUCCAAGCGUAGUCUCCACAACUUCAAAAUCAUCUACAGCGACUCAAACCACUGGACAACUAACUACAACUGAGACUGUAACUGAGAAUGAAUUGACCACAGCUCAGACACCUUUGUUCACCACCACCAGAAAACCAAAAGAGGGGACAACUGGCCUAACAAGCCAACCAACGACCACAGCAACAACCACUUUAGAAGAGGUAACAGGCACAUCAUCUGAAAUAUCAACAAGCACAGCCCUGCCAGUGUCACAAACUUCAUUGCCAGUCGUUACAUCCACACAGCCAACAACCCAGACAGAGACAACUGCUGUACCAGUAACUACCCUUGUGUACACAACGAGUGUAGAAUCAUCCACUGGGUCUGAGGUGACCACUCAGGGUCUUUCUUCAACAACAAAACCAUUUAGAGCUGAAACUACUCUUUCAACCACCACACCAGUCGUCCCAUCCACUACUGUUAUUCCCGAAGAAGGAAGCACCACUGCCCAACCAUCUACAGAAUCAUCAGCUCCAAGCGUAGUCUCCACAACUUCAAAAUCAUCUACAGCGACUCAAACCACUGGACAACUAACUACAACUGAGAUUGUAACUGAGAAUGAAUUGAGCACAGCUCAGACACCUUUGUCCACCACCACCAGAAAACCAAAAGAGGGGACAACUGGCCUAACAAGCCAACCAACGACCACAGCAACAACCACUUUAGAAGAGGUAACAGGCACAUCAUCUGAAACAUCAACAAGCACAGCCCUGCCAGUGUCACAAACUUCAUUGCCAGUCGUUACAUCCACACAGCCAACAACCCAGACAGAGACAACUGCUGUACCAGUAACUACCCUUGUGUACACAACGAGUGUAGAAGCAUCCACUGGGUCUGAGGUUACCACUCAGGGUCUUUCUUCAACAACAAAACCAUUUAGAGCUGAAACUACUCUUUCAACCACCACACCAGUCGUCCCAUCCACUACUGUUAUUCCCGAAGAAGGAAGCACCACUGCCCAACCAUCUACAGAAUCAUCAACUCCAAGCGUAGUCUCCACAACUUCAAAAUCAUCUACAGCGACUCAAACCACUGGACAACUAACUACAACUGAGAUUGUAACUGAGAAUGAAUUGAGCACAGCUCAGACACCUUUGUCCACCACCACCAGAAAACCAAAAGAGGGGACAACUGGCCUAACAAGCCAACCAACGACCACAGCAACAACCACUUUAGAAGAGGUAACAGGCACAUCAUAUGAAACAUCAACAAGCACAGCCCUGCCAGUGUCACAAACUUCAUUGCCAGUCGUUACAUCCACACAGCCAACAACCCAGACAGAGACAACUGCUGUACCAGUAACUACCCUUGUGUACACAACGAGUGUAGAAUCAUCCACUGGGUCUGAGUUUACCACUCAGGGUCUUUCUUCAACAACAAAACCAUUUAGAGCUGAAACUACUCUUUCAACCACCACACCAGUCGUCCCAUCCACUACUGUUAUUCCCGAAGAAGGAAGCACCACUGCCCAACCAUCUACAGAAUCAUCAACUCCAAGCGUAGUCUCCACAACUUCAAAAUCAUCUACAGCGACUCAAACCACUGGACAACUAACUACAACUGAGAUUGUAACUGAGAAUGAAUUGAGCACAGCUCAGACACCUUUGUCCACCACCACCAGAAAACCAAAAGAGGGGACAACUGGCCUAACAAGCCAACCAACGACCACAGCAACAACCACUUUAGAAGAGGUAACAGGCACAUCAUCUGAAACAUCAACAAGCACAGCCCUGCCAGUGUCACAAACUUCAUUGCCAGUCGUUACAUCCACACAGCCAACAACCCAGACAGAGACAACUGCUGUACCAGUAACUACCCUUGUGUACACAACGAGUGUAGAAUCAUCCACUGGGUCUGAGGUUACCACUCAGGGACUUUCUUCAACAACAAAACCAUUUAGAGCUGAAACUACUCUUUCAACCACCACACCAGUCGUCCCAUCCACUACUGUUAUUCCCGAAGAAGGAAGCACCACUGCCCAACCAUCUACAGAAUCAUCAGCUCCAAGCGUAAUCUCCACAACUUCAAAAUCAUCUACAGCGACUCAAACCACUGGACAACUAACUACAACUGAGACUGUAACUGAGAAUGAAUUGACCACAGCUCAGACACCUUUGUUCACCACCACCAGAAAACCAAAAGAGGGGACAACUGGCCUAACAAGCCAACCAACGACCACAGCAACAACCACUUUAGAAGAGGUAACAGGCACAUCAUCUGAAACAUCAACAAGCACAGCCCUGCCAGUGUCACAAACUUCAUUGCCAGUCGUUACAUCCACACAGCCAACAACCCAGACAGAGACAACUGCUGUACCAGUAACUACCCUUGUGUACACAACGAGUGUAGAAUCAUCCACUGGGUCUGAGGUUACCACUCAGGGUCUUUCUUCAACAACAAAACCAUUUAGAGCUGAAACUACUCUUUCAACCACCACACCAGUCGUCCCAUCCACUACUGUUAUUCCCGAAGAAGGAAGCACCACUGCCCAACCAUCUACAGAAUCAUCAACUCCAAGCGUAGUCUCCACAAUUUCAAAAUCAUCUACAGCGACUCAAACCACUGGACAACUAACUACAACUGAGAUUGUAACUGAGAAUGAAUUGAGCACAGCUCAGACACCUUUGUCCACCACCACCAGAAAACCAAAAGAGGGGACAACUGGCCUAACAAGCCAACCAACGACCACAGCAACAACCACUUUAGAAGAGCCAACAACCCAGACAGAGACAACUGCUGUACCAGUAACUACCCUUGUGUACACAACGAGUGUACAAUCAUCCACUGGUCGUCCCAUCCACUACUGUUAUUCCCGAAGAAGGAAGCACCACUGCCCAACCAUCUACAGAAUCAUCAGCUCCAAGCGUAGUCUCCACAACUUCAAAAUCAUCUACAGCGACUCAAACCACUGGACAACUAACUACAACUGA
This is a messenger RNA of Carassius auratus (goldfish), 12657 nucleotides long. Its product is annotated as mucin-17. The record is from RefSeq and is a predicted model, not a curated record. NCBI's taxonomy places the organism in Eukaryota, Metazoa, Chordata, Actinopteri, Cypriniformes, Cyprinidae. The coding region runs from base 382 to 12657 and encodes 4091 amino acids. The transcript is spliced from 4 exons.